UGCAUAACAAACACAUUGCAAAUGACUGCAGGUCGCUGACAGAGGGUGCAUCUCACAAGCUAUAGGAUGCGGGUAGAGAACGUUCAGGGUUUGAACAUGGCGGUUUGUUCAGGUAGUUACAGAGAAUCCGCUCACGGUACACAGCGGUCCGGAAGCUACAGGGCACCAGCCAGGGGCAUGGUCGUGAGGUCUCCUUUACCCAGCUCCAGGCACCCGCUGCUUCUAGCAGGAUUGCUCUUCUCUUGGCUGGGCACUGUCACGUCUCAUCCACAGUGUUUGGACUUCAAACCUCCAUUCCGUCCCUCACAAGAGCUCACAUUCUGUGUCCAGUACAAGGAUUUUGGCUGUUGUGACGCUGCCCGGGACACCGAGAUCAUGGACACCUUCUAUAAGGUUAUGAGACACUUUGAUCAGUCAGGCUACGAGACUUGUGCAGGAUAUGUGCAGGACAUCCUAUGUCAGGAAUGUUCGCCAUAUGCUGCUCAUUUAUAUGAUGCUGAGGAUCCUUCUACUCCCGUCAGAACAAUUGCUGGACUUUGUAUGGAUUACUGUGUAGAUGUUUGGCGCAAUUGCAGGUCUAUAUUUCGACACAUGACAUCCGAUAAACAUUUAUUAUCUCUGGAAGGCAACAUGGCAAAAUUCUGUCGCUAUUUGGCACUAGACGAUAAUGACUAUUGCUUCCCUCAUUUGCUGGUGAAUUCAAAACUUACCAAAAAUCUUGGUUUGGUAACUGCUGACCCAGAGGGUUGUCUGCAGCUAUGUCUUGAAGAGGUGGCUAAUGGUCUUAUGAACCCUGUUGCCAUGGUUCAUGCAAAUGAUGGAACACACAGAUUCUUUGUUGCAGAACAAGUGGGUUUAGUAUGGACCUAUCUUCCUAACCGUUCCAGACUGGAAAAACCAUUUCUCAACAUCUCAAAAGCAGUGCUGACCUCGCCCUGGGAAGGAGACGAAAGAGGUUUUCUAGGGAUUGUAUUUCAUCCAAAUUUCAAACACAACGGAAAAGUCUAUGUUUACUAUUCAGUGGAAAUUAGAUUUGAUGAAAUCAUUAGAAUUAGUGAGUUUAAAGUUUCCUCUCAGGACAUGAACACUGUUGACCACGGCUCAGAAAGGAUUAUUCUGGAAGUAGAAGAGCCGGCAUCCAAUCACAAUGGAGGGGAAAUACUGUUUGGGGACGAUGGAUAUCUCUACAUAUUUAUUGGGGAUGGGGGGAUGGCUGGAGAUCCAUUUGGGAAAUUUGGUAAUGCGCAAAACAAGUCAACAUUGCUUGGGAAAGUAUUACGUAUUAAUGUGAACCACAAUGACCACGGCCCUCUGUAUAAAAUCCCUCCAGACAAUCCAUUCGUCAAUGACCCAGCGGCGCGACCUGAAGUCUAUGCAUACGGGGUGAGAAACAUGUGGCGCUGUUCUUUUGAUAGGGGAGACCCCAAGACAAAGGAAGGGAAAGGACGGCUUUUCUGUGGAGAUGUAGGACAGAAUAAAUUCGAAGAGGUCGACAUUGUAGAGAAAGGAAAGAAUUAUGGCUGGAGGGCAAGAGAAGGAUUCAGCUGUUAUGAUAAGAAACUUUGUGCCAAUUCCUCAUUAGAUGAUGUUCUUCCAAUUUUUGCUUACCCGCACAAAUUAGGAAAAUCAGUCACUGGAGGUUAUGUAUACAGAGGCUGUGAAUAUCCAAAUCUGAACGGGAUCUAUAUAUUUGGAGAUUUUAUGAGUGGGCGCUUGAUGACUCUUAAGGAGAACUAUGAAACAGGAGAGUGGAUGUACAAUGAAAUAUGUAUGGGAACAGGACAGACGUGCAUGUUUCCUGGAUUGAUUAAUAACUAUUACCAGUACAUUAUAUCAUUUGCUGAAGAUGAAGCAGGUGAACUUUAUUUCAUGUCCACUGGGGUGCCAAGUGCAACCUCACCAACGGGUGUUGUAUACAAGAUUGUGGACACUUCAAGGAGGGCACCACCUGGCAGAUGUCGCUUCCAUCCUGCACCAGUAAAAGUGAAAAGUAACAUUAUCGAGUUUGUGCCAAAAGAGAAGUUAAUAAUAAAAACGACUAAAGCUCCCAAGCCAAGACCUACAAAAGCCACAGGAAGAGCAAGGGGUACAGCAAAACCACCCACUACUCACACACCUGAUUGGGUGGAGCAAUUCUUAAAAGUAUUGCAGGGUUCUGAAGAUACAUCCAGAGGGCAAACGACUACCGCUAGGCCAACCACAACUAAACCACCAAGGAAAGGCGGAAAGAGCAGUGAAAGAAGGGGUCAUAAAAAGAAAAAUAAGGCAUCUAGCGGUACAGAGACCAUAAGUUCCUCUGAAGUCAAGAACGGAGCGGUGCGGCUAUUAAACAGCCAUAACCUGUCUGAUAGAGGUAGAGUGGAGAUAUUCAUCAAUGGAGAAUGGGGUACAGUGUGUGACGACCUGUGGAACAGCAAGGCUGCGGCUGUUGUAUGUCGUCAGCUGGGAUUUGCGCAAGUCGUGAAAGCCAGCAAACAAGCCGAGUUUGGGGAAGGGAGUUCCCUACGAAUUUUACUUGAUGAUGUGGAUUGCACGGGAAAGGAAAAGACUCUACUGGACUGUAAACACAAAGAUGUUGGCAAACACAAUUGCACUCACAGAGAAGAUGCAGGUGUUAUAUGCAGCCAUAAAGAACAAUAGCAAUUAAUCAAUCCCUUUGCUGCCAGAGGAACAUGAAAUGUACUAUAAUGCAAUAUGCAGCCAGAUGUUCUGGCAGUCAAGGGGUUGUGUUUAGAAUUAUUAUGAUCAGAUUUGUCGUUGUGAGGAACCAAAAAUUUGUAUGAUUUUUUAUGUAUUUUUAAAUACACCACUAGAGUGGAUGAAAAUGUCUAAAUCACACAUUGUUUAUCGCCACUGAGAUCGGAGGAAUUAGAUUUAGAUAUGUAAGGAUGAAUAUCAAUGGAAUAGUCACUAGCUAUUUCUGUAAAAUAAAUGUUACAUGUAUAGCAGCCUUUGGAACAAAACGUGUAAUAUUUUUUUUGUCAUUUUUUUUGUUUCUAUUAAUCCCUGAACCCUAAUAAACUAUUUUCUUCAUUUGUUUUAUAAGGGAAAAAUAUUUGAUAUCUUUGUGGACCACUGCCUAUUUUAGUUUAUUCAGUGCAUGGGUUAGUCACUGUUUAAGUUAAAUUAAAAACAAGCACACACAGCCAAUAGAAAUUCCUUAUUGGUCCAAAGGUGCUCUAAUAAAAGGGACAUUAAGCAUUAAGGGCUAGAUUAAGAGUGGAGCGCAAUUUUCCGCUCACACGUUAAUUUAGCUAGAUGGAAGCUUUUUGCGUAUGUCAGGAUGCUUUUGUAUUACAAGUUGAAAGUAAAAAGUUGAACUUUGAAUACUGUGACUGCAUUAACGUAUUUUCCCACAAACUCGUGAUUGUGUUUAUUCAAGUGCACUAAACCCGACAUGAAAUAUGAAUAUUUUGCAUUUUUGCAGUAUGUUAUAUUGUGAGGUAGCUCAGUUGGAAAUUGCCUUUGCUACAAAAAAAACCUGUUUAAAAGAUCCAAGGUUACAGGUUCAAAUCCCGGCAGGGCCGACUCAGCCCUUCAUCCUUCCGAGGUCGAUACAAUGAAUACUGUUAAAUUGGGUAAUAACAACUAUUCAGCUGCCGAUUUGGUUAAUUCAGAGAGCGAGCACUGGAAAAGCACUUUGAGUCCCACUGGGAGAAAGGCGCUAUAUAAAUACUAGUUAUUAUUAUUUAUUCUUAAUUAAAUAUAUAUAUGAUUAUUUUUACAUAUAUAUAUAUAUAUAUAGAAAUAUCUAUUUACAAAUACUUACAAAAACUUCCCCUAUGUGAAGAACAUUGGAAUGUGAAAUAUUUAAAAAAAAUUAAAAAAAUUUAAUCUGAAAUACUAUGGGAUCCAUUGUAAGCAAUCAGGAUUUUCUUGUAAAGUGCAUUGAGGUGGAUGAGACGUUAGGAAGCCAUGGUAAUGUUUGUAAACUUGCGUGAGCUCGCAAACAGCAUCUGCAUCUUAAAGGGACAUAAAACCCAAUAAAUUUAUUUCAUGAUUCAGAUAGAACAUACAAUUUUAAACAACUUUCCAGUUUACUUCUAUUAUUAAAUUUGCUUCAUUCUCUUUGUAUCAUUUGUUGAAGGAGCAGCAUUGCACUACUGGUUUCUAACUGAACAGAUAGGUGAGCCAAUGACAAUCAUUAUAUAUAUGCAGCCACCAAUCAGCAGCUAGAACCUAGGUUCUUUGCUGCUCCUGAGAUUACCUAAAUAAAUCGUUCAGCAAAGGAUAACAAGAGAAUGAAGUAAAUUAAAUAAUAUAAUUCAAUUGGAAAGUUGUUUAAAAUGGUAUGUUCUGUCUAAAUCAUGAGUGUCUUAUGACUUUACUGUCCCUUUAAUCAUGAAGCUCUAAGAAUGUGCAAAAGCUGUUUUCAUGAGGCCCAAAAAACAAUGCACACGUUGCUCAGGAUCCGGUCUCUUUCUCGACUGAAACACCAAACGGAGUGUUUAGAACGAGGAUAUGAUGUCAGGAGCUCCUAGCGUAACGUUGGAAUUUUAUCUUCCUCCUCCUAUACGCUUGUAUACUUUUUUAAGAUGGAACAAUAAAAGUCAAGUUUUAUACUCAUUGAGUCCCUGGAGUGCUGCCGUAUUUUCUUUUUCUUGUUUCCAUGAGGCCAUCGUGUGUGCGUAGCGAUUGUAAUCGCACAGCUAAAUUUAGGCUUCUAUAGCUUGUAGUAAAAUUUCUUUCCACAAACAAAAAGGACCACAUGACAAGUAUAAGUAUAUAUUUGUGCAAAAAAACCUUUAGAAAUAUGUAUUUAUGAAUAAAUAGAACAUAUUCUGCUAUGUGAAGAACAUUAUAAUAUGAAAUAUUCAUAUUUCAUGUUGGGUUAGCACGGAAUUAGUUUUUUUUCCCCAUUGUUUUUGCUCCAUUGAUUUCUAUGGGAAAUACAUAAACACGCACAUGAUAUUCUAACUUCGUGUUUUUGCGUUUGUUGGGUUAGCGUGCGAGCGAAAACAGUUUACUUUCAUCUCAUAAUACGAGCGCAACCAGACGAGCAAAAAGCUUACUUCUAGCACAAUUAACGCUCAAGUGGGAGCAAUAAAUAGCUCUCCAUUUAUAAUCUGGCACUUAAUCUUUGUAUGGAGAAUUAAAACUUGGUAUUUGCUCUGGGGUUGCAUUAUAUUUUUUAAUCUUUGAAAGAUUGUUUUUUAGUAAGAGAGAAAAAAAACAUGUAACGUAAAAUCUAUUUAACAAUUAAAAUUAGAGUUCUGUGUGUGAUUACAUCAUGUACUGAAGUUACACAUGGUUUUAAUAAACACAAUUUGUACACCAAAAUAAAAUUGUUCCAUCUGAUAAUACAAUA
Molecule: messenger RNA, 5308 nt
Organism: Bombina bombina (fire-bellied toad)
Lineage: Eukaryota; Metazoa; Chordata; Amphibia; Anura; Bombinatoridae
Gene: HHIPL1
Product: HHIP like 1
Exons: 9
Coding region: 67-2640 (857 amino acids)
Cellular component (GO): membrane
Source: RefSeq, a predicted model, not a curated record